This is a messenger RNA of Peromyscus californicus insignis, 10671 nucleotides long. RefSeq names its product F-box and WD repeat domain containing 4 (gene Fbxw4). Gene Ontology annotation, molecular function: protein binding. The record is from RefSeq and is a predicted model, not a curated record. Gene Ontology annotation, cellular component: SCF ubiquitin ligase complex. The coding region runs from base 953 to 2473 and encodes 506 amino acids. NCBI's taxonomy places the organism in Eukaryota, Metazoa, Chordata, Mammalia, Rodentia, Cricetidae. The transcript has 7 exons. Gene Ontology annotation, biological process: SCF-dependent proteasomal ubiquitin-dependent protein catabolic process.
CCCAGGGCUGGAUUAUAAGCAUGAUCCACCAAGCCUGGCUCUUCCAGAUCUUAUUAUGCAGCCAAGUGCUGUUUAACAGAGAAAGAACACGAACCACAAAUAUGACAUGCAUACAGUUUUGAGUUUUCUAACAAUUACACUAAAUAUGCUGAAUUCAUUCCAGUAUGUCCAAAUUACUAACAAUAUGUAACAGAAAAUUAUGUAAGCUACUUCAUUCCUUUUCUUGUCUAGCUUUUUAAAAUCAGCUGUGUAUUUUGCUUAUGCCUAUAUCAUACUCAAAUCUGGAGAAAGUGCCCUUCACACACAGAAGCCACAGGUGAUUAAAGUGGACCAACACAGACCAUGUUGGACAGCAUAGGUCUAUACUUCCAAAGCCUUCCAGAUUGGUUCAAGUGGAUCUAGUGGUGGUACGGGAAGUGGAUCGGAUGUAAUCUUGGAGAAUCAACUUGCCCUGUGUGACGGCUACUGACUUAGGUCAGCUAUGUCUGAUGUGCUGCUUGGUUUGGGAGCUAUGGACUCUGGGAGCCAUGGACUCAGGGUUUAGCAGGCUGUUUUCACCUCCCCAGAUAUUGUCUAAUUAUACGGGUACAAUGGCAGAUCUUGGUUCAUAUCCUUUGUGAGACCAAUGACAAUGGAACUUUGCAACUUAUGGGUUGCAGUUUUAUGAGUCUGGUUUGUGGCUUGUGGAAAGAAGGCAUCACCUGGGGAAAAGGAUGCUCCCAGAACCAAAAGGCCAAGCAAGGAGGUGCCUCUUGGGGGGCAGAGGUUCCGCUUAGAUGGUUCCCGAAGCCACAGGCUCCUCUUGUACCUUAGGAUGGGGACCUUUUUUUUUUUUCAAUUUGGACAGGAUCUUUCUCUGUAGGCCAGGCGGGCCUUGAACUCAUGGCCACCCUCACGCCAAGGUUACAGACGUGAGCCACCAAGCUUGGUUCCUCGUUAGAGUCUCGAAGACAUGUGCUUCAACCAGAUGUUCCUGGUGCUCCAGAAGAUGGGGAUGUCAGCGCUCAAGUUGGGGUUCGCACCCCGAAAUGCAGGCGCGAGGGGCGGGUCCCGGCUUCGGCCCGCGCCGCCCCAUGUGACCCGGUCCGACAUGGUGUCGCCUCCUCUCGAGGAGGCGGCGGCGGCGGCGGCGGCGGCGUCUUCGGCUCGGCUGCGUGUCGAGCCGGCCCCGCGGCCGCUCAUGGGCAGCCAGGGCCGCUCGGGUGCCCCCGGGAACCGCGGGCCCAGGGAAGGCGAGGGCGGGGAGGCGAGGGAACCGCAGGAGGCGAGGGUCGCGCGGGGAAAGCGAGGGAAGGGGAAGGGGAAAGCGGGCACCGGGCACGGCGGAAGAGGAAGCGGGGCGGAAGGGAAGCCGGGCCUGCAGCGGGCGAGGACGGCAGCGGGGCCGGAGGCUGCGGCGGGGCCGGGGCGGGAAGCCGAGGAAGGCGGAGGCGUGGAGGAAGGGCCGGGAAGCCCGGGGAAGCGGGAUGAGGGGAGCGCAGGGCCCGGGAAGGAGGAGGAGGAGGAGGAACGGAGGGUCGGGCCCGGGCGGCGGGAGGACGGCAGCCUGGAGAGAGCACGGGAGCGUGGGUGUCGGGCGUGGGGCGGCAUCCCGGGGCCCCGGACGGCCAUGGCGGCGGCCGCCGAGGAGGCGGCGGCGGCGGCUGCGGAGCCGGCCGCACGUCCGGCCGCGGGGCCCGCGCUCUGGCGCCUGCCGGAGGAGCUGCUGCUGCUCAUCUGCUCCUACCUCGACAUGCCGGCCCUCGGGCGCCUGGCCCAGGUGUGCCGCUGGCUGCGGCGCUUCACCAGCUGCGACCUGCUCUGGCGCCGGAUAGCCCGGGCCUCGCUCAACUCCGGCUUCACGCGGCUCGGCACCGACCUGAUGACCAGCAUUCCAGUAAAGGACCGAGUGAAGGUGUCUCAGAACUGGAGACUGGGGCGCUGCCGAGAGGGGAUUCUGCUGAAGUGGAGAUGUAGGCAAAUGCCUUGGAUGCAGCUGGAGGAUGCUUCUCUGUACAUAUCUCAGGCUAAUUUCAUCCUGGCCUACCAGUUCCGCCCAGAUGGUGCCAGCUUGCACCGUCGACCCUUCAGAGUCUUCGCUGGGCACGAUGAGGAUGUUUGUCAUUUUGUGCUGGCAAACUCCCAUAUCAUCAGUGCGGGAGGAGAUGGGAAGAUUGGUGUUCAUAAGCUCCAUAGCACCUUCACUGUCAAAUACUCAGCUCAUGAGCAGGAGGUGAACUGUGUGGACUGCAAAGGGGGCAUCAUUGUGAGUGGCUCCAGAGACAGGACGGCCAAGGUAUGGCCUUUGGCCUCGGGCCGCCUGGGGCAGUGCUCACACACCAUCCAGACUGAAGACCGAGUCUGGUCCAUUGCUAUCAGCCCAUUACUCAGCUCUUUUGUGACAGGAACAGCUUGUUGUGGGCACUUCUCACCUCUGAGAAUCUGGGACCUCAACAGUAGGGUACAAGGUAGUUUGGUUUUCUCUACAUCUUGACCGGUGUUUUGAUAUCGCCACUGUUUUUAUUUUGCUGUUCUAGUAAGUAUGACACUAUGAUUUUAACUUGGUUUUCUCUGAUAGCUAAUGAUGUUGAACAUGUGUUCAUAUGCUCAUUCUGCCAUCUGUAUAUCGUGUUUACAGAAUGCUAGCUCAUGUCCAUGGUCCAUUACAUUGCUUUUCUACUGUUGACCUUUGAGCUUUAUAUAGUCUAGACAUUAGUCCUUUGUCAAAUAUUACAAAUAUUGUCAAAUUGACAAAUAUCUUCUCCUUAUCUGGACCUUGUCUUUUUGUCCUUUUUUUUUUUUUAAUAUUUAUUAUGUAUACAGUGUUCUGUCGGUGUGUAUCCCUGCAGGCCAGAAGGGAGCACCAGAUCUCAUUAUAGAUGGUUGUGAGCCACCAUGUGGAUGCUGGGAAUUGAACUCAGGACCUCUGGAAGAACAGUCAGUGCUCUUAACCUUUGAGCCAUCUCUCCAGCCCGUCUUUUUGUCCUUUUAAUUUAAUGUCUUCUGCAGAACAAAUUUAUGUGUACAUGUUUUGUCUACAUGUGUUUGUCUGUGCACCAGGUGUGCACUUGGUGCCUCCAGAGGCCACAAGAGGGUGUCGGGUCCCCUGGAACUGGAGUUACAGACAGUUGUGAGCUGCUGUGUGGCUGCUGGGAACAGAAUCUGCGUUCUUUGGAAGAGCAGCCAAUCUUCUUAAUAAUUGAACUCUCUCUCCAGCCCUCAAACUUAAAAUUUGAUCCAGUAAAUGACUGAUUUUUCCUGUCUCAGCUGUGUCACAUCUGAGAUUCUUCAGCUAGCCUAGAUGGCCAGAGGGAGGCUGAUGCUUGGCAGUCUCUUCCCUCGGUUGCUCCAGCUCUGUCUCUCCCCCUCCCUAGGGAGGAAGGGAGAAGCCACAUGCCUCCUUUCUGGAGCAUAUGCCCCACAGCUAGUCUCUCCAGGGGAUUUCUCAACACAAGAUGCUUAACUGGACAUAUUUUCUUCUACAUUCUGAUGACCAUCUGAGCACAGGUAUAGGAUGCUCAGAAUCUCUCCAAUCUACGUUUCCUUUCUGGCUAGCUUUGAGGAACUAAAAUGGUGGCCUGGGAAAAAGAAGGCCCUCGAGGUCAUAUUGGUGCUGGCAGAGAGAAAGGCAGGUGUUUCAGAAUUGGGGUUUGGUUAACAGGAGAGAACAUGAGCAGUGGGUCAGUGGUGCCUACAGAGUUGGCCUCACACUGGUUGCAGGACCAUUUUUACCUUCAACUUUCUGAGUCAGUCCCUCUGAGCACUCACCAGUCCAAGUGUGGUCUCAAGUGAGAUGGGUCUCACCUUCCUACUCUAGAUCUACUUUUGUGGGGCUGGAGAGAUGGCUCAGUAGUUAAGAGCACUGGCUGCUUUUCCAAAGGAUCUGGGUUCAAUUCCCAGUACCCACAUGGUGGCUCCCAACCAUCUGUUAUUCCAGUUCCAGGGGAUCUGACCCCCUCUUCCGGCUUCUGAAGACAUCAGCUAUGCAUGUGGUGCGCAGACAUAAAUGCAGGUAAAACACCACACAUAAAAAUCUGUUUACUUUGGUUAAUGCAGUUGGUGGUUACAUCACCCACUGCCAACUUUUUGUUGUUGUUGGUUUUUCCAGACAGGGUUUCUCUCUGUAGUUUUGGUGCCUUUCCUGGAUCUUGCUCUGUAGACCAGGCUGGCCUUGAACUCACAGAGGCCCACCUGGCUCUGCUUCCCGAGUGCUGGGAUUAAAGGCGUGUGCCACCACUGCCUGGCUGGCCACCCAUUGCCAGCUUAGCUAAAACUUUUAGGGCUCCUGUGGUCUCAUGGCCUGAGGCUGUUGGCAUCUUGCAUGUUGUAGAAUUUGUUCUCAUGAAUUUAUUCUGUAGACUGACCCCAGUCCUUCCCCUUUGAGAUUAAGGGUGAGGCAGGAGGAGCCCUCUCUCAUGGGGCUAUGUGCUGGAAACAGCAGGAGCUGAGGGCGGCCUGGCUGUGUGGCCUGACAGGCUCCUACUCCAGAACCAGCUUCAUCUUGGGCCUCUCUAUACUUUGCUUUCCACAUUGGGGACUGAAAAAUGCGAACCCAUUGUUCCCAACUACCAGAAGUAGUUAUGAUUAAAUAACUGUGAAAAAUGCCCCCGCUGCCGACCCCUGCAUCCUUUGCCGUCUCCCACAGUACCGAACAGUUUGUGGAGACCUGACCUCUCAAGCCCCAGGAAACCCGUGGCCACCACCAGUAGUGAGAGAGGAAUCUGCCGGCCUCACAGCGCAGAAGGGUUUUGCCAGUGCGGCUCCGGUCCAGGGAUGAGCAUUUGUGCCAGCAGUUUGUUUCAGUUAGUUAUACAGUUGGGGCUCAUGUACCAUCCCCUCGGCCCAGCACAGGGAGGGUGGGCUGGCUACACCACCAUGGCUUAGCAGAAUCUCAAAGGUUAGAUGAUCUGUGGGCAUGGUGUUGCAUGUCUUUUAAUCCCUGCAUUUGGGAGGUUGAGGCCGGUAGAUCUCUGAGUUUGAAGCCAGCCUGGUUUAUAUUGUAAGUUCCAGGACAGCCAGGGCUACAUAGAGAGUCCCUGUCUCAACAAAACAAACAAACAAACAAACAAAGGUUAGAUAAUCUUUGAGCUGCCUAUGGUUGCCAUGGAGGGGACUUAGGAUCCUGCAGGAUGAGUUCCAAAGGACUGACCCUUUGAAUGUCAUGCUAUGAAAUCCCUAGACCUUGUCAACCCCAAACACUAACCCUUUUCUGAACUCAAAAUGAACCCAAAUAAGAAUGGGCACAAGACAACUAAGGCCUUGGGUUGUACUGGAACCAAAUGAGUUAUUGUCACUGUGUUCUCUGGCCAGCUUCUGGGCUCUGCAUGUGACAGGGCCACCCUAGGUAUCAUCUGCCAUUGCCCUCUCUAGCCUCAUCACUCAGGGAAAGAACCAGACCUCGUGCAAACAUCUGUCCUGUAUCCAGGACUGUGCACAGCUUGGAGAACUGAGCAGGGCCGGGGGUGAGGAGGUUCCCUGGUGGGAGGAAAUGGAUGGUCAGGACAACUCUGGAACUGUCUUUCCUAAAGAAGCCCAAGCAGAUAAUAAAGCCAUGUAGAAAACAGGAUUAAGGUAAUGAACAGGCAGGACCAAGUUUGAUCUUUCAAUAACACCAAAGCCUGACUGACAGGCAAUCUGCAAGGUAGAGUGGUAUUGCCGGCAGGACGCUGGCUGGGCGGAAUGCGGGACUGGCUGGAUGCUUUGCUUUUAACCUGUCAUUGCCGAAACCUGAGCAUGGCGUGGAUUUUCUUUUAUGUGUGUGCUGACUUGGCGGGGGUGGGGAUGGGGGCUCUCAGCAUUUGGGCUACCCUUAGGUGAUGGUGGGGGCUGGGACAUCCACCAGGUGCAGCUGUCCCACUGGGCAUAGGCUCUGCCAUCUUUAGAGCUAUUGCCACAUUCAUCUCUCAGGUACCCAUCCAAAGCAGCCCAUACUGAGCCGAGCUUAGAUUGCCCGGAGAGCCCUUUCAGGGUACUCAGGGGCUAAGCAGGGAAGAGGGGUGAGGAAGGGCUGGCUGGAGCUUGCCUGUCCUAUGUCCUUUUCGCUUGCAGCCUUUUUCUCUGGUGGAGCAGCACUGUAAGUUAAGCCCGAGGAGAGGGGACUCCCAGUGAGGAAGCUGCAAGGUGCCUAGGACCCAGUUUCUGACAGUUGAUGGUCUUCAGACCCUGUGUUCCAUUCUCAAGUGCCAACAACUCCUAGUGACAGCCAAGCCCUGAAGUAGUCUUGUCAGGUUCUGAGGAACUGUGACAAAGCCCUCCUAGUCCUUAGCUUGAAGCCUGGAGGAAUCAAAGUGUACUCCGUGUCUUCUGUCUGCAUUUCAACAAGGCACUUGGCUAGUCCCUAGGGGUACCAGACGUUGACUGUGUGGCAAACACCUCCCAGCUUCUGGAAGGCCUAGCAGAUCUGAAUGCUCUGACAUCACCGCCACCACCAUGAGCCUGCUGUUGCUAUGGGAUUGGCAUUUUCUACCAAGGGGCAUUUGAGCUGGCUGGAUCUAGCAUUGGCCACUAAGAGAAGAGCGCUUUGGGUCCCCUAUGACUGGGGACAGGUAAGCUACAGGGUGGAGAAGCCUGUAACUCCAGACCUGAAGCUUGUCACAGGGGGUCCAACCAUUGGCCCUAAGCCAUCCUGGGAACUGUGCAGUAGGGAAGCAGGUGAUGUCACUGUUCCUAAGGCAUUAAGCCCUCUGGGUACUGCCACCUUGCAGGUAUGUGGUCACAUGGCCCUGUACAAAAAUCCUUCUCUCUCUGUCCCUAAGGCCAGGGUCAUCCCUGUUCUCUGUUAUGCUUUCAUUUCUGUCUUGAAGCUGCUGAAUCUCUUCUUAGCCAGGGAAAGGGCAGAAUGGGUUUCCCACGUAUGUAGGCUUUGCUCAGGGCAACCCCAUGCCUGGAGCCAAUCUCUGCCUCAGGAGACUUCUGUGUCAGCACUAGAAGUGCCCCUCACAAAGCUGCCUCUUCCAUUGAGUACUGAGUAAGCAGACUUGUAAGGGCUACCUGUAAUAAGCCCCAGGUAUGCUGGGAAUGUAACUUUGCCUUGCGCCGAGCACAGGAUAUGGAUAUAUGGCAUUUGCUAACCACCGAAUGGCAGGGCACAUGGAUGGAGAUGGAAACAGUGGUCAUCACAGGCUGCUGUGCUGAGGACAUCGUCCGUGCCCCAUUCCACUCAGAUGUGGCUGUCUCCCCUGGCCUUCCUCUCCCCCGCCCCGUGCAGGGCCUGGCCUUCAGUCAGGGUGAUUAUGGGGACUGCCCCUCUUGAAAGUACCUGCCUUCUCCUUUGAAAGUAUUACUGACAGCUUUUUCCUUCUCUUUUUUCUUUCCUUCUUUAAGGAACCCUGUAAUUUCUUAUUCUUUCUCCCCCUUUGCUUUUGCUUUCUUGUCCUGUCCUCCUGAACUCUUUGAAAUCGGCUCUCUGCCUGCUGACACCAAACUGAUACUUUGCGUUUCACUUCUCCUUAUCCCUUUAUGGCAACAGAUGUUGAAAUUUUGUAUCCUUUUAUCUGCCCGGCUGCCCUUUCCUGUAAUUACGUCGCCUUGUUAGCAGUACAAAGUGGGCUGCCCGGCUGCCUGGCCUUUGAGCCAUUGUGUCUGAACACGUGUGCUGUGGUGGGUGCUGGAGGGGAGGCAUGCUCACACACAUACAUGUGACAGACACUGUGUGCCGCCUCCUCCUCCUGACGUAGCAGGGACGAUAUAUUUCAACAUCAUCCCCACAUCUGCACUGUUAGGUUUGAAAUCUGGGCCAGGUGGCUCAGUGGGCAAAGGUACUGUCACUGAUCCUGAUGACUUGAGCUUGAUCCCCAGAACCUGUACGGGAGGAGAGAACGGAUUCCUUUAAAUUGCUCCUUGACUUCCAUAAGCACAACCUUGCCAAGAAAUGCUUAAAAAAAAUAUUUUUUUUUGGAGGGGGGGUUGUUCCCUUGAUUCUCUUAUUAGAGGACCAGCCCCUUAGGCACCUGAGAGGUAGACAGGCCUGCAGAGUACAAGUGAGGACCUGAAGGUGGACCUUGUAUCUGCUAGGGCAGGGCCGGGGCUUGCAACCAACUUGACCCUCCCAUUCCCACAGGGGCAAGUCACAGGUCUCCUGACAUGUGGCAGGGCCCACUUACCCACACAUGACAGUGAGAGACCAAGACACAGAACUGGCGCUCCGCUGUUAAGGGAAAAGUGGUAGACUUGGAGGCCUAAAAGAACACGGAGUUAAGCUGGGCAUGGUGGUGCACACUUUAAUCCCAGCACUCAGGAGGCAGAGGCAGGAGGAUCUCUGAGUUCAAGGACAGCCUGGUCUACAGAGCGAGUUCCAGGAUAGCCAGGGCUCCACAGAGAAACUCUGUCUCAAAAAACCAAAGGGGUCGGGGAGAGGCCUAUUAUAAGGACCACAUGACAGUAGGUGUGAAGUACUCAGUGUAGGCCUUCCAGACACAGGGACUCAACUAUGUGAGCUUCUACGGAGGUAGCAGCUACUCCUUCACCAUGAGACCUCUACAGCCAUUUCCAUUAGGUUACCACCAGGCUGGCUUUGCAGCUCAGCCUGGAUCCUGGGUUCUGUCUUCUUGGUAUGUGACUUGAAGGUAUUUCCUCUGUAGCUUUGGCUUCUUUAUUCCCAAUCAGAGGCUAAUCUGAGACUUCUACUCUGCCCCAAAGCCUCACAGUGCUUCAUGACAUUAGGGAUGUGUGUACAUCCACAGGUUUCAGAGGGCUGGAUGCCGGAGACUGCCAUGUGUUCCCUCACAUUGCCAAGCCUCUAGCCAAAUCAGAUGGCCAGCCUCAUCACCUUGUCAUUGCUAUCCAUCACAAUCCCAUCACUACCUAAAGAAUCACUCAUUCUCCUUCCUGAAAAAUGUCUAUUUACCUUAUAGAACGUUCUCUUUUCUCUGUAUUGUUAGCUGAGUAUAAAUUUAGACUUCUCUCCCUCACUGGACAGUGGCUCCUCCAUAGUGCAGCUCACAUCUCCCUGUGGUUUCUGUUAAAGCACAAUACCUGGCCUGUAGAAGGUGCUUGGUUAAUGGUUAAGGGAGGAGAGAAGAGGGGAGGUGACUGUUCUUUAGUGCCCCUGGGUCUGAUUUAACUUACAGGCCAUUUGCCCUGGGAGAGAAGAGAUAAACUGCUUGUCAUACUUCAGUCUUUCAAAACUACUGUUAAGGUUGAGAGUAGCACAUGCCAGAUGAGGUGGCUUGACACUUAGGGGGAUGAGGAUGUACGUGUAUGGGGACUCCAGGGAGUCCCAUCAGCACCAGAAUGUUAAAAGUAGCUGAAAGAUGGUGUGAGAGUCACAGCGUGCGUCACUGUGGGCUGGAAGCCUCAGAAUACUCUAGUACAAGAGGCUUGUGGUAAGUAUGUGGGCCAGAGUUGUAAGGUCUGGGCUGAGAAUGAAGUAGAGCAUAGUGUUUAGACUGUAAGGUUCAGGCUGGAGGGGCAGGGGAAUGCCUGUCAGCUGGACCAUUGCGGCUGAUGGCAGUGCAUUAUCUCACUUUGCUUCCUCCUUCUGCUCAGCAGGUGAGCCAGGCCCAGGACACCUGAUUUCUCUUUUGAGACUCCUCAGGGAUACGGUCCCACGCAGCUUGCUUCUUCCUGCACAGUACUAGAGGCUGUGCCACGGGAACAGGCCCCUUCAGCAAUCCUCCUCAGCCUGUCUCAUUCCUCGGGCUCGCCCUGCAGGCUGCCCCAUCUCUAUCAUUCCUGGGUGGAGAGAGUUAUUGGAGUCAGGCUCAGGAGGCUAGGGUGUGGAGGUCUCCAGCCCUCAGCAGCUCCUGGAGGCCUACGCUUUGUCUGUAAGAGUUGGAAGGGAAGGGACUUUUUGUCUGGCUCUCUAUAGUGACAAGCCCAGUUCUUGCUCCUGUCUUGGCCCUGGGGCUCUGAGCAGCAGCCCUGUUCCCACACAAGUUGUGGGACAGCCAAGUCUCUACACAUGCCACCCCCCUUUACCCCCUACAGUGAGAGGCCGAGAAGCAUUCUUAACAUUCUUUCUAGAGAAAAGGGGUGAAAUGUCUGAAUUUGGGGGUCACCACGUUAUACAAAUUGCAAUCUAAUCGUUUUUACAAGAACACGCUUGCAGUGAGAAAAGCAGCACAGGGGGUGAGCAGACAGACAGACAGACAGACUGUUGAGGGCCAUUGUUGGGCCAGUCUCCCUCCAUCACAACAGUUAAGCUAGUUUGCUACUUAAAUUGGGCCUGGGGUGGGAACCUGAAGGGCCCGUGGUGCCAUUUCUGUUUGUUUUCCCAAAUCAAAGCCCCAGCAGGGCUCCCGUGGCACUGCUGGGCUACUGUUAGGAGAGACAGGCGUUUCCCAGAGCCUGCUCUGUCAGUUGAUGCUCUGAACUUAACCUUGCGGUGCUAUACAACAGAGCUUGGAGGCCUCAAGGCCAAAGAAACUGUAUCUUUGUAGUGGUGGUUUAAAGUGUGUGUGGCCCCUUGAGAGUCCCAGACAAAGGAAAGCAGAGACUUCCCAGGCUGGGACAAGCAGAUGAAGGACUGGGCCUUUGGGUCUCCCCAGACCCCUUAGGCUGUGCUGUAUUGGUGGCUACUUGGGCAGUGGACAGGAUCCAGAUUGGUGGCUCAAUCUGGAUGUGCCCCCUCUCACUUCUGACCCGCCAGCGGUGGGUACCCAGCUCUGAUUCUCUCCGAAUCCCAGCAACACGGUGGACAGGCAGAUGGGGCUCCACUGGGCUCCACCCCUACACCCGGUCUUUCAUCUUCUG